This is a messenger RNA of Heteronotia binoei (common prickly gecko), 4049 nucleotides long. It is a transcript of the gene SERGEF, whose product is annotated as secretion regulating guanine nucleotide exchange factor. The record is from RefSeq and is a predicted model, not a curated record. The coding region runs from base 76 to 1278 and encodes 400 amino acids. NCBI's taxonomy places the organism in Eukaryota, Metazoa, Chordata, Lepidosauria, Squamata, Gekkonidae. The transcript is spliced from 11 exons.
AAACGAGGAGGAAAGGGAGGCUCUCUUGUGCCAAAUGGGAACUUCCGGAGGCGGUGCCUUGAGUUCAGCUUUGCUAUGGAUGGUGUGCGGAGAAAUUCGACACAGACGCUGUUUGUUUGGGGAGCCAACAGUUAUGGACAGCUUGGUCUUGGCCAUAAACAAGACGUGCUCCUACCUCAAGCCCUAAAGGAGUUUGCUGGCAGUAAAAAAACCCUCAGAAACGUUGCUGGUGGAGGAGGACAUUCUGCAGUUAUUACUGAUACCGGAGAACUAUAUUUUUGUGGCCAGAAUAAGAAUGGGCAGCUGGGACUUAAUCAUAUAGAAGAUGUGAUACAUUUUACAUUAUGCUCUUCUUUGUCUGGUUGUCCUGUAGCACAAGUUGCCUGUGGUUGGGAUUUUACAAUCAUACUUACAGAAAGUGGCCAUGUUUUAUCUUGUGGAUCUAAUUCUUUUGGGCAACUGGGAGUUCCUCAUACUCUAAGAGGAUGUUCUGUCCCACAAAAGAUUGAGUCUUUAAAGGACAAUGUGGUGAACAUUGCAGCUGGACUCAGGCAUGCACUUGCUGCCACAGAAAAUGGUUCAGUUUUUCAGUGGGGAACUGGUAUGGUUUCUCAUGCAAAGCGGGCACAUCAAGAAAAAAGGAUUCCAUCCUUCUUGAGGGCAAAGGAACCUUGCAAAGUAACAGGUCUUGAAAACAUCCAAAUGAAGAAUGUUACUUCAGGGUCAUAUCAUGCUGCAUCACUUACAGCUGAAGGAGAGCUAUAUGUUUGGGGGAGCAACAAACACAAGCAGCUAGUGAACGAAGAUGAUUUUCUUUUGAAACCUUGGAAGAUAGAGCCUCACUAUUUCUUGGGUGAAAAGGUUGGAAGAGUCUGCAGUGGAUGGACACACAUGGUGGUGCAAACAGAAACAGGGAAGACCUUUACCUGGGGCAGAGGAGACUAUGGUCAACUUGGAAGGAAUGGAAUGCUGUGUGAGAGACAAAGCCAGGAUGAGAAGAGAUCAACUGAAAUCCCUUUCAAAGAGCCACUCACUGUUCCUAUGGCAGUGCCCAGUCUGGCUGGAGCAUCUGAGAUUGCAUGUGGUUCAGAGCACAAUCUGGCAAAAAUAGGUAGCCAGUGUUUCUCCUGGGGAUGGAAUGAACAUGGGAUGUGUGGCAAUGGAACAGAAGCAAACAUUUGUUCUCCUGAGCCAAUCAGUGCUCUUAGUUCUGGAAACCUGCUUUUAAUUGGAUGUGGAGCUGGACAUUCCAUGGCCUAUUGUUAUUUUCCAGAAUAGAUUUUCUACAAGAGAUAUGUCAGCAAAAUUUAAAUACCAUAUCAUUAUUUACAGUUCCCUAGAGUAUCUUGUAAAGUUCUGAACCUUUAGUGGCAAAACUGUCUGCUGGUUCAGAGGCAAAUCCAACAAAACAAAAUGACCUAGAGGUCAUUUUAAAAAAAACAAAUAAUUCAGUAUACUGAAAUAUAAAAGCAUUACUAAGUGGCCAAAGUGAGAGCCAGUUUGGUGUAGUGGUUAAGUGUGUGGACUCUUAUCUGGGAGAACCUGGUUUGAUUCCCCACUCCUCCACUUGCACCUGCUGGAAUGGCCUUGGGUUAGCCAUAGCUGUGACAGAGGUUGUCCUUGAAAGGGCAGCUGCUGUGAGAGCCCUCUCAGCCCCACCCACCUCACAGGGUGUCUGUUGUGGGGGGAGAAGAUAUGGGAGAUUGUAAGCCACUCUGAGUCUCUAAUUCAGGGAGAAGGGCGGGGUAUAAAUCUGCAAUUCUUCUUCAAAAGUUAAUUAUGAUUUCUACUAAAAGUAAUGGAAUAGGAAUUGUUGGCCUCCAAAUUCUAGUUCCUUAUUUUGGUUUGGAGACAAUCUAUGGCCCAGUUCAGUUGCCAUAGCAAACUACGGUUACAGAGAACAAGAAGUGCUGGAAAGAAUUGGUAUGUGCAAGGGAUGAAGAGAUAGGGACUGUCAGACUCUCAACAAAUUUCUGAAGUUCAAACCACGUUUGAAGGAAGGGGCCAGGGCUCAGUGGAAAAGCAUGUUCUGUUUGCAUGCAAAAUGUCUGAGGUUCAGCCCUUUGUAUCUCCAGUUAAAAGUAUUUCAGGGAGCAGGUGUUGGGAAAGACCCUUGUCUGCCUGGGAGAGCUACUGUCAGUCAGAGAUGACUAGAUGGACCAGUGGUCUGACCCAGUUUAAUUGCAUGCUUUAAUUAUGCAUUUAUUUUAGAAGGCGACAGCACACCUUUUGGCUUUUACAGUAACAGGCAAUCAUUUUAUAAUGAUUUAUCUUCAUAAGCACAGAUCAGAAAAGGUCUAACCAGUAAAAAAAAAAAGUUUAAAGUAACUGAACUUAUGUUCUUGGAGCUCUGGGACUGAUUUCUCACUCACCUUACGUCGCUCUCAAGUUCAUCUUUUCAGUGCAGCUUCCUUCCAAUUUCACACUAUCUGCCCCAGGGCUGCAGCAAGCUUCGGUGUUUUCGCGCAGCAAACAGAAGCUGCUAAAAACCAGUUUCUGUUUGCUGCGUGAAAACACCAAUGCUUGCUGCAGUCCCGAGACAGAUAGUGUGAAAUCGGAAGGAAGCCACGCUGAGAAGACAAACGUGAGAGCGGUGUAUGCGAAAUCGGUCUGGAUGAAUUAAAGCUAUAAUUAUCACACAUGCUGGUCAAAGGUAGUGCAGGUUGCAUUGGCUAGGCUGCAGGAGCAUGUCCAUCUGGUUUUACUGAUGUAAAUUUACAUUAAAACCAUUAACUGACAACAUUAAGUUGAAAGGAUAACAGACAAAUGAAUCACCUUUCCUCCUACCCCUGGCUCUGUAAUCAGAUUCUUUAGUUAUUUCUGUGUUUCAAACUGCUAUUCUGCAUGUAAAAAAAUUACAACUCUUUGCCAAAGGCCAUUGCUGGAUCUUGAUGAAACUGGUUAAAUUUUAGUGUAGUAUUGUAGGUGGUUUUACCAAGGAUUAAUUAAAAAAAAAAAAAAAGCUAUUCAUUUUAUAUAAGGAAUGAUGCACGUACAUAUACAGUUUUAAUGGUAUCUUUGGUAACUUUAUACAGUGUUCAUUUUUUAAAAAUUGUUGACCUAGUCAGAUGUAUUGAUGAAAUGGACUACAAAAAUAGAAAAAUUAACAACUUUAAGUCAAUUAAUUUGCAGUUGAUUUGCAGUUCCUUCAGUUUUGUUGGGAUAGGUAAAUUCUAACAAGUAUGGUUAGAGAGGAGUAGGAAAAAUGACAAGCUAAAUGUCUCAUAACAUUGGCUGUUCACUGAUUGGGUAAGGCAGUGAGCAGCACAAUAUCACCUUACUGUAUUUAUUUCAUUAAAAUUUCAUUUUACAAUUUUUUAAAUGCAAGCUUUUUUAAAAUAGGACAAUUUUGGAUUAGAAAAAAAAGAAUAGCAACAGCUUGUAUUUCAAAAUCUACCCAGAUCUGGCCAUCCAGCUUUCUCCCUGAUUUUUCUCAUGCUUAAAACAUCCAGUAACAAAUUCUUCAUUAUAUCCUGAGUAUGACAAGCUGCUUAAAGAAGCAAGCAAGGACUAACUUCUGAAGAGAGCUACCGUUGGCCACCCCUGAAUUAGAACAUUAUGAUCCAAGGCUUCUGAAAUAAAGUCUGAAUAAGAUCAAAAGCUAUUGUCAGGUUAUCGCUGGUGAACUGGAGGUGACUUUCAUAAGAAUUUUGCAUCCACAGUGCAAGGCAAAUAGCUUUGAGUAGCAAGAACAUAAUUCAACAUAAAAGCUUGAGUAAGCAGCAAAGCUAUUGAUCCUAAUAAACAGACUUUUCUAUUCUCUGAGAGCAAAGGGAAAUCUGGUGACUUGCCCAGUGCUGAUGUGGGGGGAGGAAAGGUUGGCCUAAUAAAGUAACUUUCAAUAAAAACAACUUUACAGAUGACCUCCAGCCUGAAUGACUGCAAGCUAUGGGGAGAAGUGUAUUCUGGCAUAGGUGCUGUCAAAUAUUUCAAAGUAAGAUGUUCUCAGCAGCUUGUAGAUCUACAUGGACGUAUGUACCAGGCUGUCGUCUGCUAUGGAAACUGCCAGAAUUGUAUAUUGGAUUAAAGUAAAAGAAGAUUGAUUAUCU